AUGGAUGGUUUGCCAAGGUCUGAAACAUCGUUCAGAAGACAAGGUUCAUCAGGUUUGAUAUGGGAUGACAAGCUUUUAUCUGGAGAGUUGAAGCGAAUAAAAACCAAACCGAAACAAGAAGAAGAAGAUCAUGGAAAACCAGAAUCCCGAGAACGUCCUCCUACGUAUCGUGCCAUCAAGGUUGAACCCACCAUCGACCCACCUUCACCUAAGGUCUCCGGUUGUGGCUUGUGUGGUUGUUGUUGCCUUGUACGAAUUAAUAAUAUAUCUGGCCACAUGCAGUUACAAUAA
Molecule: messenger RNA, 291 nt
Organism: Cornus florida
Lineage: Eukaryota; Viridiplantae; Streptophyta; Magnoliopsida; Cornales; Cornaceae
Exons: 2
Coding region: 1-291 (96 amino acids)
Source: RefSeq, a predicted model, not a curated record